Messenger RNA from Mesocricetus auratus (golden hamster), 3473 nucleotides. It is a transcript of the gene Tas1r1, whose product is annotated as taste 1 receptor member 1. The record is from RefSeq and is a predicted model, not a curated record. NCBI's taxonomy places the organism in Eukaryota, Metazoa, Chordata, Mammalia, Rodentia, Cricetidae. The coding region runs from base 756 to 3464 and encodes 902 amino acids. Gene Ontology annotation, cellular component: membrane. The transcript has 6 exons. Gene Ontology annotation, molecular function: G protein-coupled receptor activity. Gene Ontology annotation, biological process: sensory perception of umami taste; G protein-coupled receptor signaling pathway.
CGGCCGGCCUCCGAAGCACAUUGGGAACUUCAGCCCUGCGCGCCCGGGGCUUCAGGCUCCCGGGGAAGCUUGGCUGUCCCACCCGGGGCCCCAUUUACAUUAUGCAAAACCCCACUCUGGCCGGCUGGAGAGGGCGAGCCGAAGCCCCUGGAUUUAACCACAAGGCCACCACUCAGGAAAUCCACCUGGGAUUUCUUUUUCUUCCUGCAGAGGGAGAGAGAGAGAAGAAAAAAAGAAUCCAAGAUUGUCAUUUUAAACAAAUUCGGUCCAUUUGUAUAUGCUGGGUUUGCAUACAUUUGACUUCUGGCUGAUGGGAACAGUCCUGGAUAACAAGGUUAAAUCAUGAGGAUUAACUAACACUUUCAGUCUCUCAAUACUCGGGCCAGCAGGUGUCAACUCAGAGCCUGGUCUCAGGCUUACUAAUGAGGCACACUAAGUUCUGUAACUCUCCGGAGGCAUUGACGACCCGUAGUACUGACUGUAAGAUCCUCCCCUCCAGUGCCAGAGGUAGGAGGAUGGCUUCAGUCCACGAGUUCAAAGCCAACCUGGAUAACAGACCAAGAGACCACCUCAAACAAACAAACGAAAAAGAAAAAAGCCCUGAGCUCCCUGAUAGUAACCUUGGCCUUUAGUCUUCCCUCUCCUCCCAGAAAAACAUCUGACCUCCCUUCUCCUACCGGAGCAGGCACCAGAGCAAGGUCGGAAACCACAACCGUCCAGAGGAGGGGGUCUUGGGGGCCACCUGGUUUGCAUGCAUGCCCUGGCCCUGCCGAGUUCCUGAGAGAGACCACAGCCCGGAAGGCCAACCGCCUGUCCACAAGGGACUCCGGUCCCGCCCCUUCCAGGGGCAUUGGGUCGGUUGUCACUCAUUGUAUUUAAGCAGCCGGCCUCUUCAGAGGUGUGCUCAGCCAUGCUGCGUGAGGGGGCAUGUGGCCAGUAUGUUUGCCUGGGCGGCUUACCUGCUCAGUCUACAGCUCCCCAUUGCUUUAUGCUGGGCUUUGAGCUGCCAGCAGACAGAGUCCUCCCCUGGCUUCAGCCUCCCAGGGGAUUACCUCCUUGCUGGCCUCUUCGCUCUCCAUUCAGACUGUCUGGAGGUGAGACACAGACCCCAGGUGACUCCUUGUGAGAGGCCCAACAGCUUCAACGGCCAUGGCUACCACCUCUUCCAAGCCAUGCGCUUCAGCAUUGAGGAGAUAAACAACUCCACAGCCUUGCUUCCCAACAUCUCCCUGGGGUACGAGCUGUUCGAUGUGUGCUCAGAGUCUGCCAAUGUGUACGCUGCACUGAGGGUGCUCAGCCGGCAGGGGACUAACCACCUGGAGAUGCAGAGAGAUCUCCACAACUAUUCCUCCAAGGUGGUGGCACUUAUCGGGCCUGACAACACUGACCAUGCUGUCACUACUGCUUCCCUGCUGGGCCCCUUUCUGAUGCCCCUGAUCAGCUACGAGGCCAGCAGCGUGGCACUCAGCUCCAAGCGGCAGUACCCAUCUUUUCUUCGCACCAUCCCCAGCGACAAGUACCAGGUGGAGGCCAUGGUGCUGCUGCUUCGGGAGUUUGGGUGGGUGUGGAUCUCACUCAUCGGCAGCUACGGUGACUAUGGGCAGCUGGGCUUGCAGGCACUGGAAGAACUGGCCACACCACAGGGCAUUUGCAUUGCCUUCAAGGACAUCGUGCCCUUUUCGGCCCGAGUGGGUGACCCGAGAAUGCAGCAAAUGGUGCACCGUUUGGCCCAAGCCAGGACCACCGUGGUUGUAGUUUUCUCCAACCGGAACCUUGCCAGAGUGUUCUUCGGGUCUGUGGUGUUGGCCAACCUGACUGGCAAGGUGUGGAUCGCCUCGGAGGACUGGGCCAUCUCCACGUACAUCACCAAAGUGCCGGGAAUCCAGGGCAUUGGGACAGUGCUGGGGGUGGCCAUCCAGCAGAGAUCUGUCCCUGGCUUGAAGGAGUUUGAAGAGUCUUACAUUAGGGCGGUAAAGGGUGCCCCCAGGUCUUGUCCAGAGGGAUCCUGGUGCAGUACUAACCAGCUGUGCCGAGACUGCCACGCUUUCACCAUACACAGCAUGCCCAGGCUGGGAGCCUUCUCCAUGAGUGCCGCCUACAACGUGUACCAGGCCGUGUACGCCGUGGCCCAUGGCCUCCACCAGCUCCUGGGGUGUACCUCUGAGACCUGUUCCAGGGGCCCGGUCUACCCCUGGCAGCUUCUGCAGCAGAUCUACAAGGUGAAUUUCCUUCUACAUAAGGAUACGAUGGCAUUCGAUGACAACGGGGACCCUCUGGGUGACUAUAACAUCAUCUCCUGGGAAUGGAAUGGGCCUGAAUGGAGCUUUCGGGUCAUUGGCUCUGCUACAAGGUCUCCAGUUCAGCUAGACAUAAACAAGACGAAAAUCCAGUGGUCUGGGAAAACCAAUCAGGUACCCACGUCUGUGUGUGUCGAAGACUGUCUUGACGGGUACCACAGAGUGGUGGUGGGCUCUCACCAUUGUUGCUUCGAAUGCAUUCCCUGUGAGGCUGGGACCUUUCUCAACAAGAGCAAUCCCCGCAUCUGCCAGCCUUGUGGCAAAGAAGAAUGGGCCCCCGAGGGAAGCACGACAUGCCUCCCGCGCACCGUGGAGUUCUUGGCUUGGCACGAGCCGGUCUCUCUGGUGCUACUGGCAGCUAACACUGCUCUGCUGCUGCUGCUGGUUGGGACCGCCGGCCUGUUUGCAAGGCAUCUCCACACGCCCGUGGUGAGGUCGGCCGGGGGCAGGCUGUGCUUCCUCAUGCUGGGUUCCCUGGCCGCGGGGAGCUGCAGCUUCUACAGCUACUUCGGGGAGCCCACGGUGCUCACGUGCUUGCUGCGGCAGCCCUUCUUUUCUCUCGGUUUUGCCGUCUUCCUCUCCUGCCUGACGAUCCGCUCCUUCCAACUGGUCGUCAUCUUCAAGUUUUCCACCAAGGUACCCACCUGCUACCACACUUGGGCCCAAAACCACGGCGCCGGCCUGUUUGUCAUCGCCAGCUCCACGGUCCACUUGCUCAUCUGUGUCAUAUGGCUUGCAACGUGGACCCCGCUGCCCACCAGGGAAUACCAGCGCUUCCCCCAUCUGGUGAUUCUGGAGUGCACAGAGGUCAACUCCGUGAUCUUCCUGCUGUCGUUCGCCCACAACGGCCUCCUCUCCCUCAGCACCUUUGCCUGCAGCUACCUGGGUAAGGAGCUGCCAGAGAACUAUAACGAGGCCAAAUGUGUCACCUUCAGCCUGCUCCUCAGCUUCGUAUCCUGGGUCGCCUUCUUCACCACGUCCAGUAUUUACCAGGGCAGCUACUUGUCAGCGGUCUAUGUGAUGGCCGGGCUGACCACUCUGAGUGGCGGCUUCAGCGGUUACUUCCUCCCCAAGUGCUACGUGAUCCUCUGCCGUCCAGACCUCAACAACACGGAACACUUCCAGGCCUCCAUUCUGGACUACACGAGGCGCAGCGGCUCCACCUGAUCCGGGGGG